AUGGCGCCAGCCGUACUAGAGAUCAACCCGCCAUGUGAUGCACGCGAGCUGGAGAAGAUAUCAGACAACGUUGAUGCUGUGAAUGAGUUUAAAGCCUCCGCGAAGCAAUCCUGUGAAGGACCGCAACAAUUCGGCCAAGAUAAGGACAAGUCCAAAUUUCGCCAGUACGAUGAAGCUUGCGACAGGGUAAAACCCUUUUACGAAGAGCAACACGCCAAACAAACCGUGGCCUACAACAUCCAAGCUCGCCAGGAUUUUAAGUCCAAAGUAAGAGCCGAGAUGAGUGUUUGGGAUGCAAUUGUAAAGCUUGACACGUUGAUCGAUGAGUCCGACCCCGAUACAACACUUUCACAGAUACACCAUCUCUUUCAAUCCGCAGAAGCCAUCCGUCGGGACGGUAAACCGAGGUGGAUGCAGCUCGUCGGCCUAAUUCACGACUUGGGCAAACUGCUCUUCUUCUUCGGCGCUAAAGGGCAAUGGGACGUGGUCGGUGAUACUUUUCCCGUUGGUUGUGCAUUCGACGACGCGAUCAUCUAUCCAGGCACAUUCGUCAACAACCCAGACUACAAGCACGAGGUUUACAGUACGAAGUAUGGCAUCUACGAACCUAAUUGCGGGCUAGAGAAUGUUAUGCUAUCUUGGGGCCAUGAUGAAUAUCUCUACAACGUGGUCAAGUCUCAAUCAACACUCCCAGAAGAAGGUCUCGCCAUGAUUCGGUAUCACUCAUUUUACCCUUGGCAUAGUGCCGGUGCCUAUCGGCACUUGAUGAAACAGGGGGACUAUAAGAUGUUGGAGGCCGUCAAGGCAUUCAACCCUUAUGACCUCUAUAGCAAAGCAGACGAAGUGCCCAACAUUGAUGAGCUCAAGCCUUAUUACCUUGACCUCAUAAGACGAAUUCUUCCCGCAAAAAAAUCAUACAGAUGGUGA
Messenger RNA from Uncinocarpus reesii 1704, 927 nucleotides. Its product is annotated as inositol oxygenase 1. Gene Ontology annotation, molecular function: iron ion binding; inositol oxygenase activity. Bases 1 to 927 code for a protein of 308 amino acids. Gene Ontology annotation, cellular component: cytoplasm. Gene Ontology annotation, biological process: inositol catabolic process. Lineage: Eukaryota; Fungi; Ascomycota; Eurotiomycetes; Onygenales; Onygenaceae. The transcript has 2 exons. The record is from RefSeq and is a predicted model, not a curated record.